Molecule: messenger RNA, 567 nt
Organism: Fusarium poae
Lineage: Eukaryota; Fungi; Ascomycota; Sordariomycetes; Hypocreales; Nectriaceae
Exons: 4
Coding region: 1-567 (188 amino acids)
Source: RefSeq, a predicted model, not a curated record
AUGGCUGAGACCGCGACUAAACAGGCGACCCCGUCCUUUGUCGGGACCAGCAAGGUCGUCCAGACCGAUUACCCUCUCAUUGACAACGACCCUCAUUUCAAGCGAGUCGUUGGAUAUGCUCGAACCUCGGAUUACCUCGCCGGCACCGCCGCUGCCGCAUUCGCUCCUGCAGCCCUCUACGCUCUUGAGAAGUUCGCCCCGUCACACGUAGGAAAAGGUGGUUUUGCUAAGGCCAUGCGAUUGGCCGGAGGCGUCGGUGUCUUGGGUGGUUUUCUCUACUUCUACCAAAGAUCGGCCCUCCGAUUCUACGGUGCCACUGAAAACUCCCGCGAAAUUGAGAUGGACAUGCGCGAGAUGGUUGACAAGGUUAAGAAGGGAGAGCCUCUAUAUGGUGUUAGUCGGCUAAGCCCUCAUCUUCAGGGUGUCGCUGCCCGGCAGAGCAGGUACUCUGCUCUUUUCCUCAGCACGAUCCCCUGGUUCAACUUUGUCAACCACAACCAGCACGGUGUUGACACAGCCAAGUACUACCAACAGGCUGAGCGAGAAUUAGAGGCGGAGCGCUCGUGA